Molecule: messenger RNA, 2279 nt
Organism: Mobula hypostoma (lesser devil ray)
Lineage: Eukaryota; Metazoa; Chordata; Chondrichthyes; Myliobatiformes; Myliobatidae
Product: transmembrane protein 200A-like
Exons: 2
Coding region: 625-1923 (432 amino acids)
Source: RefSeq, a predicted model, not a curated record
CACCGUGCAAUUCUGUUCCAGAGAUGGGAAGCGCCGCCGAAAAUUCACCAGCCUUAAAAAGAAACGCUAGGAUCAUGGAUGAAUAACGUGGCUUUCUAAAUGAAAGGAGGCAAAAAGUUGCGGGCGGUAUCAAACAGCCUGUAUUUUUACAUGAUCCGUGUUCGCCAAUCUCAACAGAGGGUGAUGAUUGGCGGCUUUGACUGUAAAAGGCUCCGAUGCUGCAAGACUUGACAACGAGAGAAAACAACAGCGAAGAGGGGGGAAGAGUGAAAUGUCCGCGCAUCAUUAGUGGUGGACUACUUAGAAACGCCGAGAACUUGGUCUGGGGUUGACGCCCAGCUGUGGAGUUUUUAAAUUUAAAAAGCGUGCAUGUGGAAGGCAGGAAAGCGAAAGCGGGUUUCUGCGGCCCCCUCGACCCUUCAUUGUCUUCGCUUCGUUGUUUGCGUCCUCUUGGUCUUUGACCCCCAACGUCUAGUCAGUUUCUCCGCUCUUCUGAUUCGGGACGUUCGCAGACCCUGAACCAGGCAGAUUAACGUCCGCAGCACUUUAUAAAUGAUACCCUCGGCGCGGAGAAAAUGACCGGAUAGAUUCUUCAAGAGGAGUGAAACUGUAACCAUUAGAACGAUGAGCGCAGGGAACACUGCAGCUACGAAGAGUCACGGGAACUUUGGCCAGUCCAGCACAGACCAGCGUGGUAAAGCAUCAAGAGCGAAGGUUGAUAAAAGCGUUAAAGGAAAACUUAAUAUGCGAUCUCCUGCGGGGCUUUUCAUCGUCUUCGGGCUGUUGAUAGUCGUGGUGGGGAUUGCUAUAGCUGUUGUUGGCUAUUGGCCCCAUAAGCACCACGCCCAGGCGUCGGUGAGUCACCAACGAAGGAACGGUAGCGAGUCGGCCGAUGAGACUCAACGUGCAAGGGUGAGGCUUCAGCCCCAACCAGCGCAGAAGAACCAAAAGCUUAAGUUAAUUGGCCCGCUGAUCAUGGGCAUUGGGUUAUUCGUGUUCAUCUGCGCCAACACGGUGCUGCACGAAAACCGCGACAGGGAGACCAAACUUCUGGCGCGGCGAAACAUUUACCCCGCCGCUGGCCAGGCUGGCGGCGAAGAGGGUAACGAGCCGGAAGGGGGUCGGCACCAUCCCGCUCCGGCCAGCGCGGACGCCGGUCUCGGGUGCUCGGAGCCGUGCUGUGCCGUUGAAGGGGGCGGCGGCGCCACCUGUCCCAAACACGCUCCGAGCGCAGAAACGUGGGCAGACUGCCGCAAGGCUGCCAAGUGUAACAUGACUGCCCAGCUGCUGUAUCAUAAAAGACCUUCUCCGUCCACCUCCCUCUGUAGCGUGGCCUCAGACUCUUGCAACUCCAGUGAGGGAAACCUUAACGUGCCUUUGAAUUGCGACGACGACUCUUCAGUUGUUUCCGCCUCAAUAGUAUUACCGGUUAUUAAACUCAACAACUGCGUUAUUGACACGCCGGUUAUUAAAGCUGCGGUGGAAGAUAUUGAAGCUGGGCACCCGGUGGUCACGGCGUCCACGGAAGAUUUGAGCAAGCUGGAGAGCCACGGAUGCGUUCGGUCCGGGAGCAUCCGCAGCGCUGACGGUGCUCUGAGCAUAAUGGGGGCGGACCGUCCCUUACAGGACGACGCCUUUCCCAACAGGUCGAUCGAAGGCCUGCUGUCCCCGGGGGCCGCCAGAAAAGCGUACGCUUCGGACUUGCAGCUGCACACGCUGUGCGGUCACUCCAAGUCGUUCGACCUCGGGAAGAACGCGGACAGGCUCGGCGGCCAGAGGAAAGAAAGGCAGCACAGGAGUUGGCCACGUUUGGAUUGCAGCUACAUAAAAAAGUACCUGAAGCUGGAAAGCAAAGGCGACUGCGUGGACAGGUUACUUGAGCAGACUGAACGGGAGUUCGGAGGUGAGGAGCAAAACCUGUAGAAGAAGAGGAAUUAAAGAAUAUGGCGGCUGCAUAUUAAAUACAAUGUGAAAUGGUUUAAAAUAUUUGGCGGCAUUUCUGCCGUUUCUGUAGCGUUUGACUUUUUUUUUAACGAGCCCGAGUCACUAGCUCGAUGCUGAACCCAGCAUGGAUGGAAAACGUGCAAAGGGAGCUGGCCGGAUUCGAACUCAGGACCAUUGGCCUCGAAGUCCGGUGCAGAUGCCACUACACCACCGUCCAGCCUUAAAAUAUUUAUCCAGACGCAGUUUCUGGUGAUUAAAAACAAAACUGAUGCAGCGGACUGAAAAUAUGAUUAGUAGAUGGGGAACGAUUUGCAAAAAAUAUAUAUAUUACUCCU